AUGGGCUACAUACACAGAUUUAUACAUAGCGUAACACGUACACAACUAGAGACAGCCAAGUUUGGUUUUUACCUACUUUCACCCAUCUUGAUUAUGUACUAUGUUGGUUUAGAUACAGAUAAGAAAUUCAAUUUACCAGGCUUUUGGCCAGAUCCAGCCACCUUGAAUCAAAUACCCAAAGAGCCGCAUGAAAUACAAGCUGAAGUUGCGAGAAUAAGGAAAGCGAGGGCCGAGAAGAGGGCGAGGUUGGAAGCUAAAGCUAAAGAGUUGGGAAUAACCGAGGAUGACGUUAAGGAAGAAAACUAG
Lodderomyces margitis is the source of this 306-nucleotide messenger RNA. RefSeq names its product Pet100p (gene PET100). The coding region runs from base 1 to 306 and encodes 101 amino acids. Lineage: Eukaryota; Fungi; Ascomycota; Pichiomycetes; Serinales; Debaryomycetaceae. Gene Ontology annotation, cellular component: mitochondrion; mitochondrial inner membrane. The record is from RefSeq and is a predicted model, not a curated record. The transcript is spliced from 2 exons. Gene Ontology annotation, biological process: mitochondrial respiratory chain complex IV assembly.